AUGGUAUUCACGUAUGUCAUCGAGCAUAUGGAGGAAGACGAAGAAACUAGUAGAGCCAUUCCAAGGUGGGUCGAAUUGGAGUACGCGCAUAUGCGCACACUAGCAGGCCCGAGGGGAAAUAUCCACUUUACUCAUUUAUCCCAGUCGUCGUGCAGCACCCUAUCGACCCUGUUUUCUCAGUGCAUUGGCGAUGCAUUGGCUCCUGCACUGGCCCAUACCGUCUCAUUAUUGGAGCUUAUGGAACAAUCAGGUAUAUCUAAGGAACAGGUUUGUCUCUUGGAUCCAAAAGCCAAAAAUGAAUUAUCCCCCGAAGAUGGGGAUGGUCGAUUCGCGUGGUUCCUCUUUGGUGGCAUACUCGGUGAUGAUCCACCCCGCGACAGAACGUCGGAGCUCCGGAUCCUGGGGUUUCCGAAUAGGCAUUUGGGACCAGUACAAAUGACAACUGACACGGCACUUGGUGUCACCAAGCUUGUCGUGGAGGACAAAGCAACGCUGUCUCAAAUUCAUUACAUCGACCAUCCCACAAUUAAGUUCAAUCCCAAGGAGAGUGUCGAAAUGCCGUUUCGAUAUAUCGCAGAGGGGCAACAGCCCAAACUACCUCCCGGCAUGCGCGAACAUCUACAUGAAGACUUAAACAAAAGCUUUGAAUUCUGA
Messenger RNA from Fibroporia radiculosa, 654 nucleotides. RefSeq lists its product as uncharacterized. Gene Ontology annotation, biological process: peptidyl-arginine methylation. Bases 1 to 654 code for a protein of 217 amino acids. The transcript has 8 exons. NCBI's taxonomy places the organism in Eukaryota, Fungi, Basidiomycota, Agaricomycetes, Polyporales, Fibroporiaceae. Gene Ontology annotation, molecular function: protein-arginine omega-N monomethyltransferase activity. The record is from RefSeq and is a predicted model, not a curated record.